Messenger RNA from Pseudocercospora fijiensis CIRAD86, 911 nucleotides. RefSeq lists its product as uncharacterized. The record is from RefSeq and is a predicted model, not a curated record. NCBI's taxonomy places the organism in Eukaryota, Fungi, Ascomycota, Dothideomycetes, Mycosphaerellales, Mycosphaerellaceae. The coding region runs from base 212 to 832 and encodes 206 amino acids. The transcript has a single exon.
AAACAGUGACACUGUUACGCCAAACAUACAAACAGGACAUAUCCACAGAAGCAUGCUACCGCGGCACAACUCACCGGACGAAGAACAGGUCUUCUUGGACGAAGAUGUAGGAGAGGAGAAGAAAACUUUACUCAACGACGGUGAGGCAAUGCUCCUUGGUUCAAUGGUACGAAAGCGUACCAUUGGUGAACGAAGAAGAAAUCUGGACCAGAUGGUCAAUCUACCUUGGUGGAAAUUCGCCCUGGGCGUCUUAGCAAUCUGGGGUUUAUUCGAGUUGACGAAGGCCGCAAUCCAGCACUUCAAAGCCGGACCGCCCGCAAAUGCAGGCAAAGACUAUGGAGAUCUAUCGUGGUACUGCAGGAGAGAUUGCGGCAAAUCCUGGGAAGAAGCAGAGCCGAAGGGCUGCGUUUUCGAUGAGCUAGAAUUUCGCUUCACGCACCCGGAAUGCAUUAAUGACGACGCCCAAAAAGACUUCGCCGAGUCGGGCCCUGGGCCAGAUGGGAAAUGGUUAUAUGCUAUCGACGUGGACUGGAGACAUUCUGAUGAGGGACACGGCAACAUUUAUAACGGUACGAACAUGCACAUCAUCAACUCGGACGAAUUACGAAAUAUGAUUAAGCCCAAGCUCACCGUCUGGCAUUCGAAUCUGUGGCAUAUCUCGCAUUGUCUUUGGUACUGGAGAAAAGUGUCGCUAAGUAGAUUUGACGGAACAUUACUCCCAAUGGAUCGGGCGGAGGAAGCGGAGCACUCAUACCAUUGCACGAGGAUGAUCAUCAAUUAUUUGCGGAAGGAGCAUCUGACGGAUCAGUAUAAGACAAGCUUUAGCUUUUAAAUGUACGAAGGUCUCUCAAGAUUCGAAAUUUUUGGCUUCGUAGGCAAUAGAUAGUCGAAGUAAUGGAUGGCACUCAACG